GCAAGGCUUUGCAGCAUUACGUUUGAUAAAUAUGACACCAUGCACAGCCCAGAUAGAUGAAGAAAGGCAGCUAACUCUAAUGACUGGCAUGGGUUUAAACCACACCCUUUCCAAUGAAACAGGGUGUGGUACGUGGAAGGAUUUCAUGUGCUCUAUUCUUUAUAAGAUAUUUCUUAUAUUUCAGCAUGCAGAAUUUGUGGGGUGAUGUGAUAUCCAUAGGGAGAACAACGUUUAGACAAACAGGUAAUAACCUUAACAGUCUAUGGUAAUAACAAAAUCAACCAUAUAGACAUUUUCUCCCAACUAUUAUACUUUUUGUUCUAAAUGCAAUAUACGUGACUCUAUUUUCAGCCCAAAACGCCAAAAAACAAGUUGUGUCAUUAUUUUUCUCAUAACUAUGAGACUGCUUAGUUCAUUAUCGUUCAUGUGGGGAUUUUACUACAAUUCCCAUGAUUCCAAAUACCGGAACUGGAAGCAGAAGGCGGAAGCAUGCGAAGAGUGAGCCGGCGAUCCUGUGAGGAUGGCCCGCUGCUGGAGGAGCAGGAGACGGAGGGCCAGAGGCAGCUGCACAGCCUUCUGCUGCAGCAACUCCACACUGAUGUUGACAUUGACCGAUGUGUAGCGAAGAGGCAGUGCUUCGCCCCAUCGGCACUCUAUCGGCCGUUUGGGGAACAGGCGGCUGGAGUCAGAAGCCUUUCCCAGUUCCAGGCCCUGCAGGACGGAGAGAAGGAAUUGGCCAGCUUGCGGGAGCUGGGGCUAACCGACACUGAGAUCCAGCUGUGGCAGAGCAGAAACGUUCCAGAGGCAGGAGAGAAGUCCCAUGGUGUGUGUGCAGCUCCAGGUGCAAAGCAGCAGCGCCUGAAGGUGAUCAGAGACAAGAUUGAAGCCAGGGAUGAGCUCCUGUCCCGCCCACAGCGCUUCGCUGCCAGCCGGCCACUGUCACGCCGGGAGAUGGAGAUCGAACAAUCGCUUUUCCAGGGAACUGACCGCCUGGGUUUCCUCGCUGCACUUUACCAUAGAGAUGAAGAUAACCAAGAAGGCCAGAAGGGGGCAACGUCCUCUGAUCCAAUGGAUUCUCUCUACAGAGACGUUCUCAGCAUGGGGAAAAAACAAGCCUCACUCCAGGAGAGAGAGACAGCGGGAGCAUCACACCUGUUUACACACAGAAUUAUAUCUGACCAAUCACAGGACUCACAGAGAGACAACAACCGAUCAAAAGUAGCCUCUGACCAUCAAUUAGAACUGCAGGGUGAAAAUAGAAGGUUGUCAGUACAGUCAGAGUCCAGUUCAGACACAGCAGAGCAGCAGCUCGCUCAGGACAGAACGGGGCACCCACCACCACCGCCACCAGCUGUUCCAACACAGAUUAAUAUAAGCCAGCCAAUCGGAAGUCUGUGUGGAGCAGCGAAGGCAAGAUCAGGGAGACCGCUGACUGUCAGAGGGGAGAUUGAGACAAUCUCAGAUGAAGAGAUCCUGAAGAACCGUGAAUCUGAAGAAGGGAUCCGGAGCAUCCCGAGGUUCAGAAACUACCAGCCGGGAAAACCCUCCAAGGUGCUGUGUGUGAAAAACCUGAGUCCACAGGCCUCUGUGGCCCAGCUGGUGGCGCUGUUCUCCAGGUUCGAGCAGGAGAACACUCAGACUCCAGUGCUUUUCCGCCUACUGACUGGAAGGAUGAAGGGUCAGGCCUUCAUCACUCUGCCAGAUGCUGAAACAGCACAGGAAGCCUUGCAGUUGGUCCAUGGAUACCGAUUGCUAGGGAAACCUUUGGUGGUUGAGUUUGGCCGUGAGCGACAGGAAGAUGAGAACCAGAAGGAGAAGCAGCAGGAGAAGAAAUAAAGAAGCAUAAAAAUAAGUUUAUUCCUGACAUCACCAGGGAUGAUACAGAUUUGUGAAUAGCAGGCCCAGGUGGAUGUGAUUGUACAUUAUUUAUUUUUUUCUGUUAAAAGUGGUCAUCUUUGUCUCAUUUUAAUAAAUGUCUGUUUUACACCAAACCGCAUUUUGUAAUGAGCGUUACAUUAAUGUUUUUUUAUUCACCUUGAUAUUGUAAUCUUGAUAAUAGAGUAUUUAUUACAGUGUAAGACAGCUAGCUUGUGUCAAAAAAAACACAAAUUGAAUUAAGAAAACUUUAUAAAACAAGAUUAACAAGAUGCUAAUGGCAAAAAUACAAUUAUACAAAUACAUUUUGUGGGGCAUGUUUAACAUACCUAUUAAACAAGUUCACAACAAUGUCAGUUUUUACUAUAAUCUGUCCCCCUAAUUUAUGUAACCAUAUUCAGUUAUACGUUUUAGAAUGUACAGCCAUGAA
Messenger RNA from Centropristis striata (black sea bass), 2305 nucleotides. It is a transcript of the gene rbm41, whose product is annotated as RNA binding motif protein 41. The record is from RefSeq and is a predicted model, not a curated record. Gene Ontology annotation, cellular component: U12-type spliceosomal complex. Lineage: Eukaryota; Metazoa; Chordata; Actinopteri; Perciformes; Serranidae. The coding region runs from base 490 to 1836 and encodes 448 amino acids. The transcript has 7 exons. Gene Ontology annotation, molecular function: pre-mRNA intronic binding; U12 snRNA binding. Gene Ontology annotation, biological process: mRNA splicing, via spliceosome.